AUGGCAGCCUCGAGCGUGAGUUCGUCAGAGUUCCUGGCUGAGCAAAAUGAUCCGAGUCUGGACCAGCGGGUCAGCAUUGCGUUCAUUGUGAUUGAUACAUUUCUCAUGCUGGUAUUCUACGUGAGCCGGUAUUUCAAUCCUAAGGCCGUAGGAGGCCCCAUGCUGAUAUGUAAUACGCUGUGCUAUGUGUUUUGUUUGGGGAGUGCGACGACAGGAAUCUUAAUGGUGAAAAUAGGCGGCGCAGGGUUUCAUGUCAAUGCCAUCCCACUGAACAUCUUUCAGACCUGGCUGCAAUUAUCCAAAGUUCUCGAAUUCACCUACACACCUGCCGUCAUGUUCGCUAAGCUUGCCACUCUCUUCCUCUACUAUCAAGUCUUCGAAGUCUCGCGUUAUCGCCGCAUCAUCGCCGGCAUUGGCGUGAUUAUAGUUCUUCAAUGCUUGGUUUCCAUUAUCUUGGCGUUUUCGAUUUGCCGGCCUUUCAGGUACUUCUGGACCCAGGCAGCUGAUGUCAACGAUGGAACUUGUGGGGACGUCAUGCUUUUUUAUAAGAGCUAUAGCAUUCCGAGUUUGGUCACAGAUGUGAUGAUACUGGUGCUCCCGUGGCCGAUUCUUCUCAAAUUACAAAUGCAUACUUCGGAAAAGAUUGGCCUGAUCCUUACUUUUCUGGCUGCCUCGCUGGGCAUAAUAACAUGUGCACUUCGCUUCUCCGUCUUCUUUACUGUUCCACUCUUCUCUGACCCAACCUGGUACGCCUCAGGGGGUCCCAUGAUCUAUGCCCUCGUCGAACCCUCCAUCUACAUGAUAGCUAGCAUACUGCCCACUACGCGGCAUCUUUACCGGCGAAUCUGUAGGAAAGUGAGACAAGCUGCGCGGCUUCAGAGGGAGAAUGACAACAAUAGCUUGGAGAUUAUAGGCAGUCUGUCUCAACCGGCAGAGCCCCACAAUAUCAAGAACAGCGACAAAAGCUGUCAAAGAAUCACAGGACGCAUGGACAUCUGGCAGGCAAAUACAGAUUCAAGUGAGGAGGAGCUGACACUGGGAGAUCAGAAUCGGCAGGAAUGGGAUCAAUCCAGCAGACACUCCAUCGUGGAGUUCACCCGAAGCGCAUUCUUCUGCGAGCAGUGGGAGCUUGGGGCAUCAGGAGCAAUCUGCAAUACAGAUGAGAGACAAAUCUUUGCUUAG
This is a messenger RNA of Penicillium malachiteum, 1182 nucleotides long. RefSeq lists its product as uncharacterized. The record is from RefSeq and is a predicted model, not a curated record. Lineage: Eukaryota; Fungi; Ascomycota; Eurotiomycetes; Eurotiales; Aspergillaceae. Bases 1 to 1182 code for a protein of 393 amino acids. The transcript is spliced from 3 exons.